Messenger RNA from Suillus paluster, 2279 nucleotides. RefSeq names its product P-loop containing nucleoside triphosphate hydrolase protein. Gene Ontology annotation, molecular function: RNA binding. Lineage: Eukaryota; Fungi; Basidiomycota; Agaricomycetes; Boletales; Suillaceae. The record is from RefSeq and is a predicted model, not a curated record. Gene Ontology annotation, cellular component: intracellular anatomical structure; spliceosomal complex. The transcript has 13 exons. The coding region runs from base 225 to 2261 and encodes 678 amino acids.
AUCUCGCCCAUCGACGUCCCGCUAAGCAAGCUACUUCAAGCACUCUCGAUGGUGCCAGUGCCUCCUCAAGGGAGCCUCUCUUUGGUUUUGUUCCCCGAAAUGUGACUGCAAAUCAAGUUCGCCUGGCAUUGGAACAUGAUAUAAAUCCAUUCACAAAGAAGCCCCACACUGUACAAUAUAAAAAGAUUCUCGAAGCCCGCAAAAAACUCCCCGUGUUUGAACAGAUGGUUGAGUUCUACAAGAUAUUCAAAAAAUACCAAAUCAUCGUCAUUGUCGGCGAGACCGGCUCAGGCAAGACCACGCAAAUACCUCAGUUCGUCGCCUACUCCGAUCUUCCGCACACUAGGAACAAGAUUGUUGCAUGCACUCAGACCCGUAGAGUUACCACUACGUCCGUGGCUAAGCGCGUCGCGGAUGAGAUGGACGUCCAACUCGGCCAAGAAGUCGGUUACUCGAUACGUUUCGAAGACAUGACCGAGCCUGGCACCACCUUCCUCAAAUAUAUGACCGACGGAUUGCUUCUCCGCGAAGCCAUGAAUGACCCCGAUCUCACCCGCUACUCCACUAUCAUCCUCGACGAUGCCCACGAACGUACCCUUGCCACCGACAUCCUCAUGAGCUUCCUCAAAACCCUUGCCCGCCGCCGUCCAGAUAUUAAACUGAUUAUCAUGUCCGCCACUCUCGAUGCGCUCAAGUUCCAGAAGUACUUCGCUGUCUCCGGCAACGCCCCCGUCCCGCUCUUUAAUGUCCCCGGUCGUACCUACCCUGUCGAGGUGUUCUACACCCGAGAACCAGAGCCAGACUUUAUCGAGGCCGCCAUUCGUACUAUAUUCUUAUUAUUCCUGACGGGUGAGGAGGACAUCAAGGAUGCGUGCCGCAAGAUCAAGCUCGAGGCGGACGACCUCGUCAACUCCGACCCCGAGAGCGUAGGCCCGCUCGUGUGCAUCCCGCUUCACUCAUGGCUACCGUUGCAACAGCUGAACCGCAUCUUCGACCCGCCGCCUAAAGCAGGCAGCCAGGAUGGUCCCCCAGGACGCAAGGUUGUGGUCAGCACGAACAUUGCGGAGACGUCGCUGACGAUCGAUGGGAUCGUGUACGUCGUCGACCCGGGGUUUUCCAAGCAGAAUGUGUAUAACCCGCGCAUCCGCGUGGAUAUUUUACUUGUGAGCCCGAUCUCCAAGGCGUCGGCACAACAGCGUGCGAGUCGGGCCGGGCGAACGAGGCCGGGCAAAUGCUUUAGGUUGUACACGGAGAAAUACUUCAUGUCGGAGCUCGAAGCGCAGACGCAACCAGCCAUUUUGACGAGUAAUUUAGCGAGUACGGUGCUGCAACUUAUCAAAGCUGGGAGUAAAGGUGAUCGUGAUGAUCUUGUCAAGUUUGAUUAUGUGGAUGAUCCAGCGCCAGAGACGUUAAUGAGGGCGCUGGAGCUAUUGAAUUACCUUGCGGCGGUGGAUGAUGAAGGGAACCUUACGCCACUGGGGAGUAUCAUGGCUGAAUUCCCUCUGGAUCCGCAGCUCUCGAAGACGCUGAUCGUCAGCCCGGAGUUUAAAUGUAGCAAUGAGAUCUUGACGAUCGCUGCGAUGUUGUCAGUACCGAAUGUAUGGCUACGGCCAAGUGACCAGCGAAACGAAGCGGAUGCUGCAAGGGCAGUGCUUACCGUCCCCGGUGGCGACCAUCUGACACUUCUGAAUGUGUACAACAACUAUAUUCAAAACCAAUAUGACAAAAACUGGACCUGUAACAACUAUCUAUCCACUGAAGCGCUAAUGGAAGUAGACAACGUGCGUGAGGAGCUGAAACAGACGAUGGAUCGGUUCGAGGUGGAGCUUGUGAGCGUGCAAGAUCAGAAGAAGAUGUUUUCGGCGAUCAAGCAGGCGUUGUGUUGUGGCUUUUUCAUGCAAGUUGCGCAUAAGGAGAAAGACAAGGGGCAUUAUAUCACGGCGAAGGAUAACCAGAUCGUAGUGCUGCAUCCGUCGUGCGGACUGCAUCCGCAGCCGGAGUGGGUGAUUUUUAACGAGUUUGUGCUUACGACCAAGCCAUAUUUACGGACCGUCACGGAUGUUCGACCAGAGUGGUUGCUUGAGUACGUGCCCUUGUACUUUGAUUUGAAGAAUUGGCCGGACAGUGAGACGAAGCGCUCGUUGGUGAGGACUGCGAUCAAGCGGGCGGGGGGGUUGGGCGUAGGUUGGGAGGCGGAGGGAUCAGUAAAGGGAGGAAGGGAGGUAAGGAGAAGUAAGAAGAAUAAGAAGAAGAAGAUGUAGGCUAUGUGUGAUCUCUUU